CAGGGAGAAGGAAGGAGGAGAGACUGUGCAGGGCCUUGUGGGUCCUGACUAGGGCUGGGUGUUUACUCAAAGCGACAUGGGGCGCCCGGGGAGAGUCUGGAGCAGGGAAGGGGUGUGAUCUGAGUUUUAAGAGCUGUUGGCUGCGGGUAUGGAACGGGGUGUAGGGUGGAAGCACAGAUCCUCCAGGAGGUUCCUGACAUCUGGCCCAGUCUUGGGAGCCCCAUUCCCUUGGGCCCCAGAGAAAGCAGCGCCCGGAGGAGGCAGGAGUGGGAGGUGCUGGGCCCCUACCCACGGACCUACCGCAGCAGGAAGCGGCUCCCUCCACUUCUGAGCGAGCCAUUGGAGGGUCUCCAGGUCCUCCCACCGCGACGGAGCGUCCCUGAGCGUCCCAGGUCCGGAAGGGGCAGCCGAGGGCUCGCCGGUGCCAGUCGCCGCCGGGACGCGCUCUGAUGCUGGAGCGGAUGGCACAGGCUGGCAGCCCAAGGGGCGGGGCAAUUGCUGGCGACAGCCUUAGCUCGGCUUUGAGGGCCAGUCUCCCCCCACCCCCACCCCCCUUUCCGCCAGCCGUCUUCAGUCCCGCCCCCACGAGCGGCACCCGAACUCUGGGCUCCAGGCUGCGCGACUGCGGGGGCGCACGGACAAGGCGCUGGCCUCGGGGCGGUGGCCCAUGGAGUCGGGGCUGCUGCGCCCUGCGCCGGUGAGCGAGGUCAUCGUCCUGCACUACAACUACACCGGCAAGCUCCGCGGCGCCCGCUACCAGCCGGGCGCGGGGCUGCGCGCCGACGCCGUCGUUUGCCUGGCCGUGUGCGCGCUCAUCGUGCUGGAGAACUUGGCUGUGCUGUUCGUGCUCGGACGCCACCCGCGCUUUCAUGCGCCCAUGUUCCUGCUUCUGGGCAGCCUCACAUUGUCUGACCUCCUGGCGGGCGCUGCGUAUGCCGCCAACAUCCUGCUGUCCGGGCCGCUCACGCUGCGCCUGUCGCCGACGCUCUGGUUCGCAAGAGAGGGCGGCGUCUUUGUGGCGCUCGCCGCCUCGGUGCUGAGCCUCCUGGCCAUCGCGCUGGAGCGCAGCCUCACCAUGGCGCGCCGGGGACCCGCGCCCGCAGCCCGAAGGGGGCGCAUGCUGGCCCUGGCUGCCGCCGCCUGGGGCCUGUCGCUGAUCCUCGGGCUCCUGCCAGUGAUGGGCUGGAAUUGCCUGGGCCGCCUGGACGCCUGCUCCACCGUCCUGCCGCUCUACGCCAAGGCCUACGUGCUCUUCUGCGUGCUCGCCUUCCUUGGCAUCCUGGCUGCCAUCUGUGCGCUGUACGCGCGCAUCUACUGCCAGGUGCGCGCCAACACGCGGCGCCUUCGAGCUGCUGGGGGCUCCUCCAGCCGGGCACGCCGCACGCCGCGCUCCCUGGCCCUGUUACGCACUCUCAGCAUAGUGCUCCUGGCCUUUGUGGCGUGUUGGGGCCCCCUCUUCAUGCUGCUCUUGCUCGACGUGGCGUGCCCGGCGCGCGCCUGCCCCGUGCUCCUGCAGGCCGACCCCUUCCUGGGCCUGGCCAUGGCCAACUCUCUUCUGAAUCCCAUCAUCUACACGCUCACCAACCGCGACCUGCGCCACGGGCUCCUGCGCCUCCUCUGCUGCGGCCGGCGCCCUCGGGGCCGGGGCUCGGGAGCCUCCCAGCGAUCCGGGAGUGCCGCUGGGGCUUCGGACGGCCUGCACCACUGGCUGUCCCCCAGCCUAGAUGGCAGCUCCAUCCGCUCUGAGCUCUCAUUGCCCCAGCGGGACGGGCUGGACAUAACCCUCUCCACCGGCGCACCCACAGCCCCAGGGACAGGGGUACCCGCGCCAGCCGCAGAAUGACGCCCUUUGACCGGCCAUUGCCCUACCUAAGAGCUGUUUCGCAGACGUUUUCUUUUUUAAAUAAUGGACUCGAUAGGAAACCCAGCCGAAGAUGGUGGAGAAAGAAGACGCAGGGAAAGGUAUUUCAUUGGCUGGUGUGAAACCCCACAACAGUGAACAAAACUGACAAAAACCACACUCUUUGUGGAAUUGACGUCCUGGUGGGAGCACAGGAGAUAAUGGCGGCGUGAAGAAAUCAUGGAGACAGUUCCCGUGACAAUGGGCGAUGUGAUGGUGUCGGGGGAGGCCUCGCUGCAGAGGUGGUGACAUGUGCUGUGAGCUGAGACAUGACUGAACACCUGAAGCAAGAGCGUUUCCUGUGAGGGGACAGCAGGUGCCAAGGCCCGGAGUGGGAGCGUGCACACAAAGGCAGGGAGGUGACUGGCCACAUCACUCAGGGCCCUGGGCUCAGGGGAGGACUGUACUUUUGCUCUGCUUGAGGUGGGAGCCGUGGAGAGUUCUCGGUGAGGGAAGGGCUUGACUUGGUUCAGUGUUCACAGACCUCUGUGUGAGGCAAAGGUGGUAGCUGGAAGAGCAAGGUGGUGGCUGCACUGGCCACAGAGCGUGAUGAUGGGGACUCUGACCACGUGGGUUCUGGAUAGAUUUUGGAAACAGCAGACGGAAUUACUGAGGAGUUGAGUGUGGGAGCGAGAAAGGAGUCCGGGACAGCUCUCCCUCCAGCUUAGAGGCGGGAACACCAAAGACAGGGCACUCUGCAAUGGGACUCUGGGAGACUCAGCCAAUUCUGAGCUGAAACAAGAUUUGAGCGUGUGUCAGAUCCUUCAUAAAAAAUAAAAAUGGAAUAAAAUAAUA
Messenger RNA from Myotis daubentonii (Daubenton's bat), 2695 nucleotides. It is a transcript of the gene S1PR5, whose product is annotated as sphingosine-1-phosphate receptor 5. Gene Ontology annotation, cellular component: membrane. The record is from RefSeq and is a predicted model, not a curated record. Gene Ontology annotation, biological process: G protein-coupled receptor signaling pathway. Gene Ontology annotation, molecular function: sphingosine-1-phosphate receptor activity. Lineage: Eukaryota; Metazoa; Chordata; Mammalia; Chiroptera; Vespertilionidae. The coding region runs from base 668 to 1843 and encodes 391 amino acids. The transcript is spliced from 3 exons.